Messenger RNA from Pantherophis guttatus, 1003 nucleotides. RefSeq names its product olfactory receptor 14J1-like. Gene Ontology annotation, cellular component: membrane. Gene Ontology annotation, biological process: G protein-coupled receptor signaling pathway. Gene Ontology annotation, molecular function: G protein-coupled receptor activity; olfactory receptor activity. The record is from RefSeq and is a predicted model, not a curated record. Lineage: Eukaryota; Metazoa; Chordata; Lepidosauria; Squamata; Colubridae.
AUGGCAAAUCAAUCAUUCAUCUCUGAAUUUCUGCUCCUUGAAUUCUCAGCAAUCCAAGAACUGCGAAUUGCACAUUUCUGUUUAUUUCUGACUUUAUAUUUAGCAACCUUAACAGGGAAUCUUCUUAUCAUCUCUGUGGUGGUUUUUGAUUACCGUCUCCACACACCCAUGUACUUCUUUCUAAUGAAUUUGGCCAUCCAGGAUAUUGCUUCUGUUUCAGUUCUUAUCCCCCAAAUCAUGAUCAAUUAUGUGUUGAACAACAGAUAUAUUUCUUAUUCUGGAUGUGUUGCUCAAGUCCUUUUCUUUAUCUCCUUUGUAGGAUGUGAUGUUGCCCUUCUUACAGUCAUGGGCUAUGAUCGCUAUGUUGCCAUUUGCAACCCUUUGCAAUAUGAACUGAUAAUGAAUAGGAGAACUUGCAAGCAAAUGGUUGGAUGUGUAUGGAUUGCUGGUUUCCUCUAUGGUGGGUUACAUACUGGUGGCACUUUUGCAUCACCUUUCUGUUCCAAUAUUGUUAAUCAGUUCUUCUGUGAAAUCCCACAGUUGCUUAAGCUUGCUUGCGCUGAUUUAUUCCUAGCUGAAAUUGGAGCCCUAAUUUUUAGUGCUCUAGCUGGGGUUGGCAUCCUUAUUUUCAUUGUUGCUACCUAUAUGCAGAUCUUCUCUGCUGUCUUGAGAAUUCCUUCUGUUCAAGCAAGGAAAAAGGCAUUGUCCACCUGUCUACCUCAUGUCAUUGUUUUCUCUGUAUUUGUAACUAUUGUCAGUUUUGCUUAUCUUAGAACCCCACCUCAGAAACCUUCCCACCUGGAUUUGGCAAUAACUAUAACAUACUCAAUUUUUCCACCCAUGCUAAAUCCAUUGAUUUAUAGCUUGAGAAAUAAAGAAAUUAAAAAUGCUCUAUCAAAGCUGUUACAUUUCUGAGAGUCUUCUAGGAAUAUCUUGCUCAUUUUUGUAUAGCUAUGAAUCUGUCAUUAUGUAGCAUCUAUAUUAGGAAACUGAUGUCAAAUUU